This is a messenger RNA of Linum trigynum, 318 nucleotides long. Lineage: Eukaryota; Viridiplantae; Streptophyta; Magnoliopsida; Malpighiales; Linaceae. The record is from the annotation of a GenBank genome assembly.
AUGUCUGAAGCAAUGUCUUCCAAUCCGAAUCCAUCAAUUGCCAGUUCUGUUUCUACUCCUGCAAAUCCCGAGAAUGCAACCCAAAAUCCAUCAUCUGCUCAGAAAGAAAAUGAUGAUGAAGAAAAUCCAUAUUCAAGAAAUGUGAGAAAGAAAACUUCAGCAGUUUGGGAAGGCUUCAAGAAUGUGGAGACAGCUGGUGUCAAGAAGUACCAAUGCAUACAUUGCAAGAGGAAAUACAAAGCAGAUCCCUCAGGGGUUACAUCAACACUACGAAAGACACCUGAAACAAUGUCCGAAGAAUCCCAUUGUCCUCAUUGA